AUGUCUCUGCCUACAACUACCGAUAUUCUAAUCGUUGGAGCUGGCCCGGUCGGCCUAGCUUGCGCAUUGUCUCUCUGGAAGCAGGGAUGUACGAAUUUCACCGUUGUUGACAGCGUUGUGCAUGGUCACGAUUCGUCUCGUGCCAUUGCCGUCCAUGCUGCUACGCUCGAGGCAUUGGACAGUCUAGGCUGUGCCGAACCCCUCAUCGAAGCAGGCAGGAAGGCCAAAAGUAUCGGCUUUUGGGUCGGCGGUACUUUCCUUGAGCCUGCCGGGUUCGACCUUCUAGCUCCCUACACAAGAUACCCCUUCGUCCUUAUUGUUGCACAGCUGGUCACGGAGCGGAUCCUAGGAGAGAAGCUGCGCGAGUGCGGGAUUCACGUUAACAGGCCGUGUAAAGUGGUUAGUCUCCAGAGGAAUACGGACGACUCCUGCAUCACCGAUGUCUCAUUCGAAGAUGGACAAAUCAUGAAGGCACGCUGCAUUGUUGGGGCAGAUGGGGCUCGGUCAAUUGUCCGUAGCUCAGCUAACGUCAAUUUCCUUGAGCCGGGUGAGAACUCUGACAAGCCGGAGCCGCAAGCUGUUCUCGCCGAUGUUACUUUUUCGACACCGAUACGCGUUCCGGACAGCGGUGUUAUUGUUCUGGUCUCCCCUGACAACGCAUUCAUCCUCUCGGCACUUCCGGAGAAGACAUACGAAACUGCAUCCGCCCAGGUGUACCGCAUCGGAGCCACGAACAUGCCCCCAAAUGUUGCUGUACCCCCUUCCACUGAGUCCAUCCCGUAUCUCCAGUCCCUCGUUGAUGCGUGGGGACCCGGACACACUUUACCCGUUUCAAUGGACCCAAACAUCAUUUCACCUGUUAUAUCGGAAGUCUUCUGGUCAAGCAGCUUCAGGACGCGUUCUGCCAUCGCUGACUCAUUCUUCUGCCGUCUUCAUCCUCCGACCAAUCAACCCAGCGCUAGUUCCGGAGGGAAGGGCGGGAUCAUCCUCCUCGUCGGCGAUGCUGCCCACAUCCACUCUCCGGUGGGUGGUCAGGGCAUGAAUCUCGGCCUGUGCGAUGCUAUCGCAAUGGGCAGUGUGCUGGCAGCAUCCGUGGGUACAGCCGGAAGCGGCGACAUCGACGACGCUCCCCUGAACACUUGGGCUCUCUCUCGGCACGCGCGCGCCCUCACCGUCAUCAACCUGUCCGAGCGACUGUUUGGUCUCAUGAGCAUCCCCGAGCGCACAACCUGGGUGUUGGGCCUCAUCCCGGUUAAUUUUGGGAAGAUCCGAAACGUGCUGGUGAGGCUUCUCUCGAGGUCGAAUUGGGUCAGAAUGAUGGGUGCUUGGUGGUUGAGCGGUUUGGCUUCGAAGCUCUAG
Messenger RNA from Sparassis crispa, 1359 nucleotides. RefSeq names its product FAD/NAD(P)-binding domain-containing protein. Bases 1 to 1359 code for a protein of 452 amino acids. The record is from RefSeq and is a predicted model, not a curated record. Lineage: Eukaryota; Fungi; Basidiomycota; Agaricomycetes; Polyporales; Sparassidaceae. The transcript is spliced from 3 exons. Gene Ontology annotation, molecular function: FAD binding.